CAACGAAGAAGAAGUUGUUUGUUAUGAUGUCAUCAAGCAGCACGAAAGAGUGAUCAACCAUACACGGCUUAUAACGGCAAUAUUAGUGGAUCUUAUUUUUAUGAGUUACGAGAGCAACGUAGCAGAAACGUUUCCAUACUGCUUUAAACGACUGACUCGACCAAUCGCCAACUCACGUCAACGUUACCAAACAUCGGAACACCCCCUUCCGUAAUUUUUUCAGCUACCAGAGGAGCGAAGAGCAGUGAAACAUCAACAAACAAACAACCUUGUAGUGGAGUAGCAAGAGGGAAACUCAGCAGACUGAGAGACAGAAGGGCAAGCAAGACCCAGAAUGCCUCUGUUCUUCAGAAAGAGGAAACCCAGUGAUGACUCCCAAAAGAGACUGGAAUAUCAGCUGUGCCGGUCUAAGGAGGCAGGUGCUGAUGACAUCUUGGACAUCUCGGCUUGUGAGCUCUCAGAGGUCCCCUCAAGUGCCUUUUCCAUUUGCAAGGUGCUACAGAAGAAGGUCCUUAUCCUGCAUAACAAUGAGUUGAGGUCACUACUGCCCAAAGGAUGUGACAUCAGUGCUCUUGCCACUUUAAAGGUUUUGGAUCUGCAUGAGAAUAAGCUCACUUCACUUCCAGAAGACAUUGGGAAGCUGGCGUUACUGCAGAUUCUGAAUGUGGAAAAAAACCGUUUAAAGGCCCUACCAGACUCGAUCGGGGAUCUGCGGCUUCUGCAGACGCUCAGUUUGAAGGGUAACUAUCUCAGUGAGCUGCCAUCAUCAGUUGGCUCUUUGCACAGCCUGCGCACCCUGGAUGUGAGUGAUAACAACAUUGUCCAGCUCCCCAAAGCUCUGGCUUACAUCCGCACCCUAGAGAGCUUUACACUUGAUGCUGUCAUGAUGUCCUACCCACCUGCAUCUGUGUGUACAGAGGGCACAGAAAGUAUCCAACGCUUCCUAUGCACAGAGCUGGGAGAGGAGUACUGCCCCCCAUCCCAGUAUCUCUUGCCAGUGCUGGAGAAUGACAGUGGCAAACAAAACUGUGACCAUUGGGAUGGCUUAGAGGAGGCCUGGCAGAACAAAUUCAGUGACUACGAGAAAAGAAAGCAGCAGAAGCAGCAGGAGAAACUGGCCUUUGAGCGGCACCUGGAGGAGAGGCAAAAAGAGCACACCCAGCUUCUACUCAUGAACACAUCCCACAAGGAAAACAUCCUCAACUCAGUCCGACAGGAGCAGGAACGUCUAGAGCAGGGAGUCAGUCAGCAGCAGAGGGCUCAGGAGGCAGAGAGGCUGCUGAUACUGGAGAAAGUGCGACAAGCUGAAGACAGCAUCAGUAGCCGCAUUAGUAACAUGCUGAUGGACAACAACCGCCAGAAAAAGAGUACAGAGUUUCUUCAAGCCAUGGAGGAAGACCGGAUCCGUAUGGAGCAUCUGACUGCCAUCACGCAGGAAGAAGCCAAUUCAUUGAGGAGAAGGGAGGUGGCAGGGGCCAUGCAAAAGAUGUUGUCAGACAGCUGUGCUAUGAGUCUCCUCCAGGAAGCCAGUGACUGUCGCAGACAGAGUCUUGUCUCUGAGGCCUGCAGGAGUAUGGAGAAUUUGGACAGGAAGUUUGAUAAGAUGCUCUCCCUCCAAGCUUUGGACAAAUCAAAAGCCAUUGCUCACAUCUUGCAGGAGGAGGAGAUGCAGAAAGCAGCAUUCCAGGCUUUGCAACUGCAGAAAGAUGCUGUACAUGGCUACAUCCGCAACCAGAUCAAGCUCAUUGAGGGCGAAUUAAUGCAGCUGACUAAACUGGAGAUUAAAAAACGCAAUCUGGAUUCUGAGAACCUGCAGGAGAUUCUGGUGGAGCAACGCACAGCUCUCAGUGAUUUGUUGCACCAGCUACUGAAGCAGAGGGACCAGAGAGAGAAGGAGCUGCGUCAGAUUCUGGCGGAGAUGGAGCUGAAGUCAGAGUCCAACCAGCAGAACUACUGGAUGAUCCAGUAUCAGAGACUGCUGGAUGCCAAGCCGGUGUCACUGCGCAUGCAGGAAGCGGGCAUUGAUAAAGAGUUGGUCAAUCUGUUGUGUAAACUGUCGGGUCAGCAUUACCUGCCCAUCCUGGCUCAUCAUCGGGUAACAAUUGAGGCCCUUCGCCACAUGAACUCCUCUGACCUCAAGAAGCUUGGCAUUAAUGAAUUAGGAAUACAGAAAGCCCUUCUGAACUGGAGUCGGGAACAUCAAACUGAAGGAGUUUGUAAGGCUGUCCAGCAGGAUCAGGUAUCAGAAGUCACCCCCACAGCUCCACCCCCCUCCUCCCCUCCAUCUCUUCCCGAUGCAUCGACUACCUGGAUCCCAAGCCCACCACUCACCCCAGGGACUCCUGUCACCCCCUCAGCCCCUAGCCCUGUGGAGGGACCAGGGAGCUCUGAAUGUGUAGUCUGCAUGGAGACCGGGUCUCAGGUCAUCUUCCUGCCCUGUGGUCAUGUAUGCUGUUGUCAGGUCUGCAGCGAUGCUCUGCAAAACUGCCCUUUGUGUCGCAGCAACAUAUCUCAGCGUGUACGCUUCUACCACAGCUAGAGCCAACAAUACUACUGUCCUUCACUGACCGUCACACUCUUUACCUGUGCAUGGACAUAAAGCUGCUAUGAGCUAAACUUGUCAUGUAUAGAAAAGCUUUUAGCUGGAUUUUUAAGAGCCAAACAACUUUCCUGUAUUAACCUGUAUUAACAGUACUUUAGUCAUGUAUAUUAAGAAACACGUUUUGAAUAGAGUUAUUUUAAUUGUGUUAUGUUUCUGGUUGUCAGUGGCAUCCAAGCCUGUUGUAUUUUGUUGUUUUUUCUUAAUUCCAUAUUUUUUAUGUGCAUUAUAUAUUAAGAGCCAAGAUUACACCGCUCAUUAGCUCAAGACUUUUUAUAGUCCCUUUUACACAGCCUCUUCAAGGUGGGAAUAUUGUGGUGUUAUUCCACCUUGUCAUUCUGCAUAAAAAUGGGAGAGCCUUAUUGCCUCACCUUUAGGCCACCAGCAGAGAGAUAGCAGAGAUAGUCACAGAGCCAAUUGGAUGUCUGUAUAAAAGGGGGCGCUGGCACAGCAGAACAGACACUGACUGAUGCAGAGGCUGCUGUGUUACACAUUAAACCUCUGAUUCUGUGAUACUGGCAUACUGUAUAAAAUGGCACACCACAUUCACUGUAAACAAACAAAGGCGGCAUAUUCGAGGGUCUCCUUAAUGCCAGUAUUGCAUGACCUCUGUGUAAAAGGUGCCUCAACUGAUGUGUGCCUGAUAAUCUCAUUUCAAACAAUACUGCUUGUGUCUGUUAUCAGCCAAAGUAACACCUGCCCAACAUUUAUAUACAGUAAGUCAACUAAAACAUCUAUUGAUUGUUGUUGGUUUUUGUCAUCUUUGUUUCCAGGUCCCUCUGUACUUGAUGGAAUAAUUUAUCUACUGUUAUCUUAUUGGUGGGAAUUAUCAAAGCAUGUCAAGACAACUUGAGUGAAAAUUAAUUUUUCAGUGCAUUUAAACUCUCUUUGCUCUAUUCUUGACAUCCACCAUACCAUCAACCUGCCAGAGGCCACAUUUACUCACUCCCAAUAUUAUAUUACAAUAAUUCUAACAGUAUGUUAUGCUGCAUGACAUUACCUCAGGUGUACUGUGUGGUAAUAUGAAACAAGGAAAUGUAUAAAGAUGCAUUAUUUAUGUACAAUGUCAGCUGAAAUAAUAAAAAUUCCAACAGAGGAACUGUAA
This is a messenger RNA of Lates calcarifer (barramundi perch), 3704 nucleotides long. RefSeq names its product leucine rich repeat and sterile alpha motif containing 1 (gene lrsam1). Gene Ontology annotation, molecular function: protein binding. The record is from RefSeq and is a predicted model, not a curated record. The transcript is spliced from 25 exons. Lineage: Eukaryota; Metazoa; Chordata; Actinopteri; Centropomidae. Bases 335 to 2539 code for a protein of 734 amino acids.